Molecule: messenger RNA, 400 nt
Organism: Aegilops tauschii subsp. strangulata
Lineage: Eukaryota; Viridiplantae; Streptophyta; Magnoliopsida; Poales; Poaceae
Source: RefSeq, a predicted model, not a curated record
AAAACAAGGGGGGGAAGUCAACCUUCGGUCCAGAUCUCGUCGGCACGUGAACCGAGGCGAGGCUGCUGCUCGCCGGAGAUGGGGAAGGAGGAGGGCGUCGGCCAGAGAUGAAGAGGAGGGAGAGGCGCUGUCGCCGGGGUUCGUCGGAGGAGAGGAGCGGGGCGGCGAGGAGCUCGGGCUCCGGCGGAGCCGAGGCGCGCUCGGGUGCCGGCCGGGCGGCGCGCCGGCGCCGGAGGCGGGCGGCGACCGGAGCGGAGGGACGCCGGGCGGCGAGGCGCGGGGUCGCCGGAGGAGGAUGGGCGCGGAGGGAGCCGGGCGCGCGGGGUCGGUCGCGCGGGCCGGGAGGGGAAGCGGGCGACCCGGGCGGCGUACGGGCUCGGGCGGGCCCGACUCGGGCUAG